UAGUGGGUCUAGAUGACCCAACUCCCAAUAUUAAAGUGCCUAGGAUAGCACAAGGGUUAAAAAUGACUAUUGCAUGUUCUGCACUAUAGUAUGGGAGACUCUGCAUUUCUCUCACUACAUCAACUAAAAAUGGUCUGUGAAACAAGGCGUUUAAAAAUUGCAGUACCCAUAUGAACCACACAGAGGCGCUGUGAAACAAAAUCUUGAAAUAACAGAACGGAAAUGACGUCACAUGAAUUGGCUUUCUUUGGUCUGUUGUUAAAUGUGUAGCGGGAAAUUCUCUGGAUUAGCGUGAACUUUUCUGUGUCACAUUUUCGCGAAUGUUCUAGUCAAAGUCCGCAUUUGUUUUAACGAAUGCUGUUUAAACAUUUUCCCAGCGCAAAAUGUCCCUGACUGCCGAGGAGAGUCAGCAGAGGUUAAAGGCGGCUGUACACUUCACAACGGGUCGGAUCUGUCAGAAGAUGGGUGAGGACCACCGGAAGGAGUUCAGCCGGCAAACUGUAGCCGCGAUAGCUGAGACGGCGUUCAGACAAUGUGAUAUAUUUGCCAAAGACUUGGAGGCCUUUGCCAGACACGCAAAAAGAAGCAUGGUGUCUGCAGAAGAUGUCAAACUUGUUGCCCGGCGCAGUAAUGCAUUGUCUGUCUACAUACAAAACAAAAGUGAGGAACUGGCCCAGGAACAGAAAAAGAAAAAUGCUGCAAAGAAGAAGAGCAAAGACGCUGAGGAGAGCAGGGAAUAGAGGGCACCAGCCAGUCUGGUUCACCAUUCAACAUGCAAAUAAAGAAUCUGCCACACGA
Messenger RNA from Oryzias latipes (Japanese medaka), 798 nucleotides. RefSeq names its product centromere protein S (gene cenps). Gene Ontology annotation, molecular function: protein heterodimerization activity; chromatin binding. The record is from RefSeq and is a predicted model, not a curated record. Gene Ontology annotation, cellular component: FANCM-MHF complex. Gene Ontology annotation, biological process: resolution of meiotic recombination intermediates; replication fork processing. NCBI's taxonomy places the organism in Eukaryota, Metazoa, Chordata, Actinopteri, Beloniformes, Adrianichthyidae.